UGUGUGUGUGUUAGUGUGAUUCAGACUGUAGGUGUGUGUGUUAGUGUGAUUCAGACUGUAGGUGUGUGUGUGUUAGCGUGAUUCAGACUGACUGUGUUAGUGUGUAGGUACAGUAGAACAAAGGGCUUCUGCAGUGUGACCCAUCUCAGUGUUGAUACCUGUUGUAGGAACUAGCUGAAUCUGGAGAGCUGGGGAAUACCUGUCCCAAGGCUGUCACACUGGAGCACAGGUUGAAGUCGACCAUCAACAGGAGUCCAGUCAUGCUGUUCAUGAAGGGCAAUAAAGAGCAAGCCAAGUGUGGAUUCAGUCUUCAGAUACUGGAGAUAAUGAACAGCUCAGGGGUGGAAUACAGCACCUUUGAUAUCCUGGAAGAUGACGAGGUUAGACAGGGUCUAAAGACAUACUCAAACUGGCCAACGUACCCUCAGCUAUACGUUAAUGGGGAGCUCAUUGGCGGGCUGGACAUUGUGAAGGAGCUUAAAGACAGUGGAGACCUUUCUUCUGUCCUGAGGGGUGAAUGCUAGAUUCCUGUAGUACUGUUACUGUGAUGGGAAUGAGCUAUGGACUACUGCACUCUUUCUUCCUCUCUCUACCCUCUUCUUCCUCUCUCUACCCUCUUCUUCCUCUCUCUACCCUCUUCUUCCUCUCUCUACCCUCUUCUUCCUCUCUCUACCCUCUUCUUCCUCUCU
This is a messenger RNA of Oncorhynchus keta (chum salmon), 689 nucleotides long. RefSeq names its product glutaredoxin-3-like. Lineage: Eukaryota; Metazoa; Chordata; Actinopteri; Salmoniformes; Salmonidae. The transcript has 6 exons. Gene Ontology annotation, molecular function: disulfide oxidoreductase activity. The record is from RefSeq and is a predicted model, not a curated record. Bases 261 to 524 code for a protein of 87 amino acids.